AGGCAAGAUGUCAUUUUGUUGUCUUACUGAAUAUAGUAAAGUAUGUGUUUGUGAUUAUAAUUCUAUUAAUAUUUAUUUUGAGGCCCUAUUUUAUUUUGAGAAACUUCCUGUGGUUUGACUUCCUGUGGUUAAUUUUUUGAGCAGAUGAUAUCCAGAUCUUGAAAUCAAUGAGUCAUUUUAUCAGGGUGAGAGAAAACACUUGGCACACCCAGGAUGCAUGCAGGAAAAAAAAAAUGCAGUUCCUAAAAUGUCAUGUGAGAGUUUUUUCAGUCACUCCAGACACAGGACUGAUGGUACUUGCUCCAACCCACUGAAAUUACUGCUUCAGUCAGCUGCAGAAUGCCUCAAGUUCUGGGCAAUAGCAGUUCAGAGGAACAGGCUGCUGGAUAUUAUGCAUCAGAAUCAAUUGUCUGCAUUGCUAUAUUCACCAUCGUUUUCAUCAUAGGUAUCCCAGGCAAUGGGUUGGUGAUCUGGGUAGCUGGUCUGAAAAUGAAAAGGUCUGUGAACACUGUCUGGUUCCUAAACCUUGCUGUGGCUGACACCAUGUGCUGCUUGUCCUUGCCAUUUUUCAUUGUUCACCUGGCCCUUCAUGAACACUGGCCCUAUGGCUGGUUCCUCUGCAAAGUCAUUCCAUCAGUCAUAAUCUUCACCAUGUUUGCUAGUGUCUUCCUACUUGUGGCCAUCAGCAUUGAUCGGUGCCUCCUUGUGAUGAAACCUGUCUGGUGUCAGAACCACCGAACGGUGAAAUUUAUAUCGCUAAUAUGCAGUGGCAUUUGGAUGCUGGCCUUCAUUUUCUGCUGCCCUGUCUUCUACUACCGUGAGACAAGCACUUACGAUGGCAAAACAGAGUGCGGGUACAAUUCUGGAGUUGAUUACUACAUAGAUUAUCCUGUAAAUGUGUCUGUAAAUGAGUUAUGGGACUACUCAACCUACAAUGGUAGUGACUUCUGGGGAGAUACCAAUGAAGGUAAUGAUUCUGUACCCCUUGCCUCAGCAGUAAUAAACAUCACUAGGGCUGUCUUUGGCUUUGUGCUCCCCUUUGGCAUAAUGGCAGUUUGCUAUGCCCUCAUUGUUUUCAGAACACAUGCAAAUCAGUUUCACAAGUCACACAACAGGACACUGCAAACAAUUGUGUGUGUGGUAGCUGCAUUCUUCAUCUGCUGGGCUCCAUACCAUGUAGUUGGGAUGCUCUUCGUUGUACCUAGCCUUCGAACAAGACUGAUGGAGUCACUGAUCUUGUGGGAUCACCUCUCUACAGCCCUUGCAUAUGCCAACAGCUGCAUCAACCCCCUGCUUUAUGUUUUUGUGGGACGAGACUUCAGGGCAAAGGUAGGGCAAUCAGUGCGAAGAAUCUUGGAAAAUGCCUUUAACGAGGAACUCACAUCUUCAACCCUUCACCGAAGCCAGACUUCAGCAGACAAGAACCUGAGCAGCACCUUGUAAUGUAGGACUUCCUAUCACUGCUGUAGAAAGAACAAGCUAUAGCGCUGCACAUCAAUCACUCCCCGCUUAGCAGGUGGUUUUGCUCCAGUAUGUUUGAUUAAUCUGCAGCUCCAACCCAGGACACUGCAAUCUUUCAGCUUAUGAUGGAUAACUCCCUUUAUAUCCUACACUGGAGAGAUGGGAAGUUGGAAGCACCAAGAGUAAUAAUCUGAGGGAUGACUGGUGAAGCAGAAGACACAGUAUUUAAACCUACACAGACUAUUUUAAGAAAGCAGGGCUGGCUGCAGAUUUGUGGUGGGAAUCAUGUAGUUGAACCUCUCAGUUAAGAUGUUACUUUAUUUGCAUGUAUCUGUGUUCUACAUCUCCUAUCUCUGAUAAAGUGCAGAUAAAACUAACUGGGAUAUUGGUC
Messenger RNA from Serinus canaria (Common canary), 1852 nucleotides. Its product is annotated as C3a anaphylatoxin chemotactic receptor. Gene Ontology annotation, cellular component: plasma membrane. NCBI's taxonomy places the organism in Eukaryota, Metazoa, Chordata, Aves, Passeriformes, Fringillidae. The record is from RefSeq and is a predicted model, not a curated record. The transcript is spliced from 2 exons. Gene Ontology annotation, molecular function: G protein-coupled receptor activity; complement component C5a receptor activity. Gene Ontology annotation, biological process: inflammatory response; chemotaxis; positive regulation of cytosolic calcium ion concentration. Bases 340 to 1443 code for a protein of 367 amino acids.